This is a messenger RNA of Coregonus clupeaformis (lake whitefish), 666 nucleotides long. Its product is annotated as tumor necrosis factor receptor superfamily member 14-like. Bases 1 to 666 code for a protein of 221 amino acids. Gene Ontology annotation, biological process: immune response; positive regulation of cytokine production involved in immune response; positive regulation of peptidyl-tyrosine phosphorylation. The transcript has 7 exons. The record is from RefSeq and is a predicted model, not a curated record. Lineage: Eukaryota; Metazoa; Chordata; Actinopteri; Salmoniformes; Salmonidae. Gene Ontology annotation, cellular component: external side of plasma membrane; membrane. Gene Ontology annotation, molecular function: protein binding; transmembrane signaling receptor activity.
AUGCGGACGUCGAUAUUUACAGUAUUACUUCUGAAGUGCUUCAAACUCCAUGAUGCAUGCGGUCGAGCAGAGUACAGAAUAGGUGAUGAGUGCUGUCCUAUGUGUUCUCCUGGAAACCAUGUACACAAGCACUGCACUGAGUUCACCAGUACAUCCUGUGUACCCUGUAUUGACUCCACGUUCCUUGGCGAGCCAAACGGUCUCAUGAGAUGUGAACCGUGUACCAUCUGUGACUCAGGUUUGGGUUUGAAGGUAAAGCAGCCAUGUAGACCUUCAUCAGACACUGUCUGUGGGACACUGGAGGGGUUCUACUGUCUAGACCCAACUAAGGAUGGUUGUAGAGCAGCCCAGAGACACAGCAGCUGUAAACCUGGUCAAUACAUCAGCCACACAGGAACAACAUCUACAGAUACUGUGUGUUCUGACUGCACUGGUGAUACUUAUUCAGAUGGAUCAUUAACAGCCUGCCAGUCACACACUGGAUGUGAAUCCUUGGGACUUCAGGAAAUGAAACCAGGAUCUCCUUGGUCGGAUUCAGAGUGUGGACCACAACUAUCCCAUUCCACAGCUAGAAGCGGAAUGUGUGCUGUGGCAUCCAUGACAGUUCUCAUGAUAUUAGCUGGAGCUGUUUCCUUAUUAAUAUUAGCGAGUGAUUUCCUCACCUAA